Messenger RNA from Tachysurus fulvidraco (yellow catfish), 1155 nucleotides. RefSeq names its product proteoglycan 4-like. The record is from RefSeq and is a predicted model, not a curated record. The coding region runs from base 31 to 930 and encodes 299 amino acids. The transcript has 2 exons. NCBI's taxonomy places the organism in Eukaryota, Metazoa, Chordata, Actinopteri, Siluriformes, Bagridae.
UCAGUGACAAGAUAUUUAUCUUUGUCCUUUAUGGUACAUAUGGUACAUUGUCGGGGAAAGGAUGGACCCUUUGCAUACUUUACACUACCAAUAGCAUACACAAUAAGAAAGAGUAGUCUCUUAUAUAUUCCAAAAAGAAAGUUCCCUGACCGAGAUUUGAACCCAGGCUGCAGUCCAUUUUGCACUUGUGACAUUUUAUUAAGCCCCCCAAUGGUGGAGACUGUUGAAGAAGAAAAACUGGAGCCUUUGUCUCCACCUGAGACUCUGUUGCCAUCCCAACAUGUGAUUCCACCCAAACCUGUACCUAAGACUUUGUCUCAACCAGACCCUGUGUCUCCACCUAAGACUUUGUCUCAACCCGAGCCUGUAUCUCCACCUGAGACUUUGUCUCAACCAGAGCCUGUGUCUCCACCUGAGACUUUGUCUCAACUCGCACCUGUGUCUCCACCUGAGACUUUGUAUGAACCCAAGCCUGUGUCUCUACUUGAGACUCUGUCACAACUCCAACAUAUGUCUGAACCUAUGUCUCCACAAGAAAUUGCAUCUUCCCCUGAACCUAUGUCUCCCCCAAAGCUUGUGUCUCCACCUGAGUCUUUGUCUCACCCAGAGUCUGUGUAUCUAACUGAGACUUUGUCUCCACCUGAGCCUGAACCUCAUCUGGCCUCGGAUCUGCCUCCUGUCAAGACAGAUAAUGCUGCAUCCAUCGACUCUUCACCGACUCCUCCAAAACUGACUUGGGGAGAAAUUAUGUAUGCACUGGAUGCCGAGCUGGAAGAGGCAGAGACGCUUAAGGAGCAGGAGUUCAGCAAGGAGAAGGAUACUCUUAAACUGGUCGAGAAAAAGAGGGGGAAAAUUACUAAGAAGGACAAGAUUGAAGAGGUCAUAGAAAGGAAAGAAAAAGUUGAGGACUUGGCCAAAAGAAAAAGAUAGAGCAGAGGGAGGAGGCAGUGGAUGAUUGGAAACAGAAGACUAUGAAUAAGAAUAUCAUCAGAGCAAAGUUUUUUAUGUCAAAAGAAUAUGGAUUCAUCACAUAUUCCUCUGAAGCUGAAGCCAGCACAGCUAUCAGGGAGAUGAAUGGGAAGAUUGUGGGAAGGAAGAAGCUGAUUAUUACUCUGUCUAAAACAAAAAAGCAACUAGCAGAGCAGAAGAUCAGGA